AUGGCUAGUCUCCCUGUGAUCACGCACUGGGACGACCAGUCAUCAGUAACAGGCACGAACUCAUCUCCAUCCGAAAGCCCAGUCUCUGACACCAGUUCCCGGACUACACAAACUUCAAGAACGAACGUGCCUUUGUUCCCCCAAGUCCCCGGUACUACGUCUCAAUCGACUCUACGGACUUUGGGAAGCAGCAACGAAGCCGUAACGGGAUGGCCGAGCCUGGCGAAGGAGAUGGCAGAAGUGCCCGAGUUCGAAGCAUUCAGCCGCUUUCGAGAACUGAAUAUCAAGAAUCUUCUCUACUACCAAGUCGAGAUUGCAGGUUUGGAAGAGAAGCUGAAGAACCUUGAGGCACGCGACGCAGCCACCAAGGCCACGAGAGGGGUCGAGGCCAACUACUCAAGAUUGGCCGAGAGAAUGAUACGUUGCCAGGACCUCCCCAACACAAAAGAUCGCUCGCAAUGGGAUGUGGUGGCCAAGAUACGAGAGCGAUUGAAAGAAUACAAUGCCUCGCUACUCCAACAUGCCCAGAUAUCAGCGCUACCGCAACCCGACAGCGAUAAUGUCGAGUGCCUACGACAGUGGCUGAGGAAGGCCGAUGGGGGAAACUACAAAAUCAUGGGGAAGGGAAGCGAUGCUUGGGGUGAUCAAACUCGGCCCACGGAAGAAAUACCUCUGUCGAAAAGAAUUCUGCCACUCAUUUGCAGUAUCUUCCAUCCACAGGAACUCACCCGGACAGGCCUCGACCUCGUCACGACCCAGCCGCGUCAAAAAGUAGACGGCCUUACGCGCUGGGUGGCUAAUGAGUGGAUUCCCUUCUAUCACGACUGGCGGUACGGAGGGAAGAAGGGGAAGAGGGAUCACGGUGACAUGUGCCAGAGCAAACUCGAAACGUACUCGGAGAUGAAGAUGUUGAGGUUCACUUCCGCCGUGGCGACCGUUGUCGCCUGCUUGCUCCCGACUUUGGCCAUCGGUGUGUUGACAACAGCUAAAGGGACACUGCAAAAGCUUGGAUACAUUGCUGGUUUCACAGCCAUGUUCUCUAUCGGCUUGAUGUGGCUCACUGACGCUGGAACUUCAAGAGUGCAAAUCUUUACUGCCACCGCUGCGUUUUCGGCAGUGUUGGUUGUAUUUGUCCAGGGCCAGUAG
Messenger RNA from Ilyonectria robusta, 1146 nucleotides. RefSeq lists its product as uncharacterized. NCBI's taxonomy places the organism in Eukaryota, Fungi, Ascomycota, Sordariomycetes, Hypocreales, Nectriaceae. The transcript has 4 exons. The record is from RefSeq and is a predicted model, not a curated record. Bases 1 to 1146 code for a protein of 381 amino acids.